Medioppia subpectinata is the source of this 914-nucleotide messenger RNA. Lineage: Eukaryota; Metazoa; Arthropoda; Arachnida; Sarcoptiformes; Oppiidae. The record is from the annotation of a GenBank genome assembly.
AUUCAAACCAUUCAUACAAUCACUUCAUUUGAUCCCAAGAUAUGACAGAAGAGAUGAAUCACUCGAAGACAUCACUGCUUACCACCGAUGACGGCAACGAAGACAACAUUCGAGAGCCACAGAUUUACGCGAAGAACUCAAUCGACAGAUUCGGUGACGAUUUGUGUCAACUGUUGUUAUCAUACUUUCCGCUCGAAUACCACAUCCGUUGCGAAUCGCUGUCCAAACAGUUCCGACGGACAGUCUUCGGGAGUCUUCGCCACAUUUGUAUUGACGAAAAACUUAUGAUACGAUUAUCGAAGAGUAAUAUCCGCCAAAUAAUGGCUACAAUUGCCAUAAAGUGUACAAAUGUUGAAACCAUUGACUGUCGAGGAAUGACAGAAAAAUAUGAAGAACACAUUCUCGAAGUGUUGACCACUUGUCGAGACAAUUGCCGUCAUUUGCGGGAAAUAUAUUGUAAUUUAUGGCGAAAUUGUGAGCAAACAAUGCAUUCAUUCGGACCACUCGUCACACGAAUCGGUGAUAUCGACUACUCUGUCGACUCACAAGCGCUCACUCAUUGCCGCCGAUUGUCACACUUGCGGAUCAAUUCAUUGCGGAAAGCGUUUGGACAGAACGGGACUCUUUUGGUGAAGAAUUUGCAUUCAUUUGAGUUAAACCAACCGUUGAUCUCUUCAAGUGAACACCAAUUGUCUUGGCCACGACUUCAAUACCUGUCCAUCAAUACUGAGACAAUAAGUCGCGAGUGUUUGGACCACAUCUCGAGACUACCGGCGCUGAAAACGUUUUGCCUUCAGUGCCAUCACAGCAAUAGUCUGACAGAUAAUGAUUUUAAGGAUCUGUUGUCCAGAAGUCCUAAACUUAAAGCCAUUGAAUUCAUUGUGGAUAACAAUUGCAAGAUUUUUAUUGUAUAA